UUUUUCUCACUCCUACACGUUUCCUUUAACAAUGAGUAUAAUGCAAUCACAUGUCCCGCGGGUUUUCAUACAGUUGAUAGGGAUUAAAGUUGAACUUUGUAUUAGUAACUUGAGUGGGGGCAAGGAGGAGGGAAGAAGAGAAAAGAGAAACUGAACUGCCAGAGACGGUCGCAUUUUAGAGCGGAAAUUAGUUUUCAGUCUAUUUUUAAAACAUUUACAUAUGUGUCUUUUAUACACCAUUUCAUCAGAUGGAAUACUAUUUUUAAAAGCCGGAUUGUAGUGUAAUCUAGUCUCUAUGGCAAACUACCGACGAAUGCAAAGGAAUGUGCGUUAUACGCUCAUCACGGAACGUCGCACAGCUUUACAGUGAAACAAACGGGAUCCUAACGAUUUGCGCUCUUGGAACAACUUCUUUGUGUGCGAUAGCCUACAAAAUUAGGCACGCGUUAUCAGCAGGACAACAUCAGUAGGGAAACGAGGAGAAGACUACAAAGGAAACGACCAAACAUGUAUGACAGCUCUAGCAUCCCAGAGCUGUCAGAUAGGAUCAGCUCUACCGCUCAUUUGAAUUCCCAUUUGGGCGGAGCAGCAUCGCCGAUGGUUGAGGAGGAGGAAUCUGGACGCGAUACAGCGAAUGCCAGUGGAAAAGACUCCCACGUUUCAGAAAUCUGCAGGGCGUCUGGAGACUAUGUCAGUCUCGCUGACCGUAUGUCUAGGGUUGGGACUCAUCAAGCUUCGAUACGCCGGUCGAGGCUGCGAAGGCAACCGGAGAUAAGUGAGCCCUGCUCCAUCGGUGCGCUGAACACUUACAGUGUUUCGCAAAAACUAUUAGGGGAAGUAACAGAGAAGGGCUCCAUUACUCCCGCCAUGCGAAAGAAAUACUUAAAGGACCUUCUUGUAAACAACGGUUUGCACAGUGGUCUCGGAAGCCUAUUACUCUCAUCCAGCGCAUCUUCUAAAGACUGUGAUCACGACGCACCUUAUAGCACAGAAGAAAGCAACACCAGCAGCGCAUUCUGGGUUUUGGACCCCAUGGAGCAUGCGUGGAUGCUGUCGAUUGUGGAUGGAAAUUUUGACACCAUAGUGGAUUAUCUCUCAGAGGAUUUCAGUUUGUUGACUAGAAAGGAUUUCGUCAGUGGUUUCACCGUGGUCCACUGGCUAGCAAAGAACGGCAGGGAUGAAACACUGGUAAAGCUGUUCAAGUACGCUGAAAGGGAGGGGUUCCCAGUGAAUGUAAACUUAAAAGCAAGCGGAGGCCUCACCCCCCUUCACGUGGCUGCGAUGCACGGUCAGUACAUGGUGAUUAAAAUUUUGGUCGGCGCGUUUGGUGCCGAUGUGGAGGUCAUGGAUUACAGUGGCAGAAGAGCGUGGCAGUACCUGAAGACCAACGCCCCUGCGGAGAUGAGGGAGCUAUUGGACGGGAAGGACGAGUAUGAGCAUGGGACAGUUGGGUAUCACAAUGCCAACAGCGGGAGUGCUGCACAAAACUCCAACAGUGACGCUAAAGGAGAGGAGGUCGAGGUAGACUCGUUUGUAAGGAGAAAUAACCGUUCGAUGUUUGGGUCUUUCAGAAAGUUCCUGUCACCGGUAAUACAUUUUGUCAACAGCAGCAUGAGAAACCCUAUGGGCACUGACUCCUAAGAGGAUACGAACACCGAUGCUUGGUCAGAUUGGAGGUAGCCAAUUAAGACAUUAAAAUAUAUUUGAAUAGGCCUAUAGACAAGUCUAACAAGCUACGCGAAAACGUGUGGGUUUCCUUCAAUACCGCAUUUGUGAGAGUAGUUUGCCUGUUGGGUGUUUUGUAAACGCCAGAUCACUGUGUUCGUGGUUUUAUCCCAAACAACCACGUUGUUAUUCCUUUUUUAAUGGUAGAAUAUGCACUUUAUUGUAACAAAACGUUUUGUAUAUUAUAAUUAUCCAGUUUUUUUUCUUCAUUUGGCUACUGCUUUUUUUAUUUUUAUUUUUUUGAAAAUAUCAGUGAAAACCUAUUUUAACUAUUCACUGUAGGUCUACUUUGGAUCUCAAGUUUGUAGUCCAAUACUGAAACUCAAAACACACUCUAUUCAAAUCUGAACACCCUGCAAGACAGGUUUUCAAAGGGGGAAUUCAAACAACACCAUAACCACACCUAAACAAACACGAAGGCAACUGCGAAGUGUAGACAACCAUUGAAUUAAGUGAAAGCCACUGUAGUGAAAUGUAUUGCCGACGAUGUCCUUCGAUUACGAUUGAUAAUCUCUGGUGUCUGGCCUGUUCUGAAUCCUGCUUUCAAAAGAAUAACAAAUACAUCAUCAUUCUUAAGAAAUUCAUACACAAGGAAGAUUUCUUAAUUUAAUCAGGCUUUAAGUUUUGACAUUACCUGCUUAGCAAGACCACUUUAUACCAGCAAGCCCAAACCUGAGGCACAGCACUUUAAUCAAAGGUAGAACAAGGUGAGAUCAGCUCUUGAGUCGCUCACAAUCAGGCUCAACAGGACUACUUGACUGCAGGGGGGGAGGACAAGUCCUGUGACCUAUCCUAAAUAAACUUUCAUUUUUCAGAUCUACAACACUUCUGCUUCUCUCAGUACUUCUGUGAAUCAGAUCUUGUGAAGAACCCCCAGGCCACUGUCCAAGUGAUUUCACAUCACUACACUGUUCUUUAAAUCAAGCAAAGAAUGAUAGUAUCAUUCUGAAAGUACUCUAGAUUCUGUUACAACAGUGAGGCAAAUAAAGUGACUCCAAACACAAUAUAAUAAUUGAUUCUGGAUAAUCUUGAGUGCGAAAAGCAUGAAAAUUAAACUUUAAGGUACAUUUUAUAAAGCUUGAAUGAUGCAGACAUCUGCAAGAAACAGGCCUCCAAGCACAAGCCAGUUUUGACUCCGAAAGCUGCAGUCCAAGCCAAACAAUCAGACAAGCUGAGGGCCAGUAAUGGUUCUUGUAUAAAUUUUUUAUGUGUUACACUGGUGAUGCACUCAUCUGUAGAUGAAUCCAUUAAAUUUCUAUGAAAGAAACUGA
This is a messenger RNA of Anguilla anguilla (European eel), 2996 nucleotides long. It is a transcript of the gene sowahd, whose product is annotated as sosondowah ankyrin repeat domain family d. The record is from RefSeq and is a predicted model, not a curated record. Lineage: Eukaryota; Metazoa; Chordata; Actinopteri; Anguilliformes; Anguillidae. Bases 508 to 1641 code for a protein of 377 amino acids. Gene Ontology annotation, molecular function: protein binding. The transcript is spliced from 2 exons.